This is a messenger RNA of Acanthosepion pharaonis, 1176 nucleotides long. Lineage: Eukaryota; Metazoa; Mollusca; Cephalopoda; Sepiida; Sepiidae. The record is from the annotation of a GenBank genome assembly.
AUGGAGAUUCAUGAACGAACACAUCCUGGAAAGAUAAGCUUCGUUCCUUUGUUUUUUCCUUCUUUCUUUACUUCAUUUCUUUCUUUGAAUUUUUAUUCAUUGAUAGCAUCUAUAUUCUAUCUUUUUAUUUGUUUUUCUAUCUUUCUUUCCUUUUCUUUUCUUUCUUCCCUUUUCUUUCUUUCUUUCUUUCUUUCUUUCUUUCUUUCUUUCUUUCGUUUUUACUUUCUUAGUAUCUGUUCCGCUAUUUAUUUACUUAUACCCUUUCCUUCGCAUCAUUGUGUGUUCGGUUUUUCUUUCUUUAUUUAUUCAUUGAUAGUCUCACACUUUCUUUCUAUCUUUCUUUCAAAUUUCUUUUUUUUUUUUCUUUCUUUUUUCUUUCUUAAAACUUUUGUUUUCUUUCUGUUUGUUAUUUUAUUUACUGAUAGUUUCCCUCUUCCCUUUUGUCCUCCCCUUCUUUUCUCUUUCUUUCUUUCUUUUUCUUUCUUUCUUGGUCUGAUCGGCCCUCUCUUCUUUCAUUUUCUUUUCUUUCUUCUCUUAUUAGCCUCUCUCUUUUUUCUUUCUUACUUUUUCUUUUUGAUUGAUAGGAUCUUCUUCUUUCUUUCUUUUUUUUCUUUUUUUUUUUUUUCUUCAUUGAUAAAGCUUCCCUCUUCAGUCUUCUUUCUUUCUUUUGGCACUUUCUUUCUUUCUUUAUUGAUAGGCUCCUCUCGGAUUCUUUCUUUCUUUCUUUCUUCUUUCUUUUUCUUUCUUCAUUUUCUUAUUUCCUCCCUCUUCAGCUCUUCUUUCUUCUUUUUUUUUUCUUUCUUGAUUGAUUUCUUUUCUCUCUUUCUUCCUUUCUUUUUUCUUUCUUUCUUCAUUUCUUCUUUUGUUCCCUCUUCAGUCUCUCUUUCUUUCUUUCUUUCUUUUCUUUUCUUUCUUCUCCACCUUCUCUUUUCUUCUUUCUUUCUUUCUUUCUUUCUUUCUUCAUUGAUAGCCUCUCUCUUCUUUCUUUCUUUCUUUCUUUCUUUUCCAACUUGUCAGUUUCUUUCCACCUACUCAUUGUUCUUUUAUUAUUUUAUCUUUUCUUUUCUUUCUUUCAUUCUUCUUCUUCUUCUUCUUCUUUUUCCUUGCAAAGUUAGAAUGACAGCAACUGAAAAGAAAUUCUCAAUUCUUAUCUUUCUUCUCACUGAAAAUAGUUAA